CAAGUGAAUGUCUCAUUUCUUAUUUUGUUAAAACUUUUGUUGUUGUUUACCUUUCCUUUAGAUUGUAAUAUAGCUUCAGUCACAUCACCCUCUGCAUCCACCAUGAAAGUCAAGUGGAUGCCCUAUGCGACAGCUACGAAAUACAUGCUGGAUUUACGCAUUGUAAAUGACAACAGUUUCGCUCCAGUUGUGGUGACGAUAAGUGACACAACUACCACUGAGAGGUUGGUUCAGGGACUAAGACCGGGGAGACUCUACACCGUGUCUUUCAAGGUCUGGUACUUUAUGACCAUGGUGUGCUCUAACAGUACAGAAUAUUAUACAGUUCCAGCUACACCACAGCUAAUAGUUUCUAAAGGAAUAUCGAGCACGGCAAUAAAUUUGCAGUGGUCAAAUGUGACCGGCGCCACCAGUUAUCUAGUAGUGGUAGAGAAACAGGCGGAUCCGACAGACCGUCACACCACUACCACCGGGUCACUAAGCGCGCAGGUUGAUGGCCUUCAAGAUGACACAGCUUACAACUGCUACGUCCAAGCAUCCAAUCCAGGCGGGAGUGGUGGGGAAAGUACCGUCAGGACUGUUUCAACGCUGAUUCCACCGCCAAAUGGCGUAAAUGUUGUGGCAACGGGAAGAACCUCUGUGCGGAUAUCAUGGACCCUCCGUCCUGGCGUGAUAGUGUAUGGAGUAACAAUUACGCGGAAUGGCGACUCAGGAGCAACACCGGUCACCAUAGAAUCGUUCUUCAGUUAUGUGGAUUACUCGGGUCUUGAGCCAUGCUCUACAUACACAAUAGGAGUAUCAUCUAAGAAUAACUUUUUGGAGGCUGGCGAACCUUCGGAGUUCAAUCACACAACAAGUUCGAUUGGGUCAGUAACGACAGUAUCAGCGAGUUACUCAUGCAGCACUGGCAUGGCCACGGUAUCGUGGGACCUGGUGAGCGAGGCGGACCGCUACAGGGCUACGGCGACGGGCAGCGAUGGAAGCGUUCGGACAUGCAACUCUACCUCGACCAGCUGCGCGAUAAACUCGCUUGCAUGCGGCCAGCAGUAUGUGGUCACAGUCACAGCCAUCACGGAUCAAUGCGAGAGCAUCUCCAACGUAACGCAGUUAUUUGAAACAGUGCCUUGCCCCCCUGCUGGACUUUCAACAUACCAUGAGUGUGCCAGCAAUGUCAUUGCAUUUUCAUGGAACGCCACCAACAACACAAACUUCUACGAAGCCAUAUCGGAAGAUGAAAACGGUUUGCAGAUAACAUGCCGGACAGCAGCGACAGCUUGCUUCUUUACCAGUGCAACCUGUGGUCAGAGCUUCUCGUUCAUCGUGCGCUCAGUGACAAUAUCUGGGACAGAGUUGUGCAGGACACCCUACAGCAUCUCCAUCGACCAGGAAACAGCUCCCUGCCUGCCUACGAAUGUGCAGACACGUAGCGACUGCCAGACGGGCAUGCUAGUCAGUACCUGGGACCCCACCCCGGGGGCCGUCUCCCACACAGUGGAGGCCAUCGGCAACCUCGGGCAGACCUUCAACUGCUCCUCCACGUCCAGCAACUGCAGCAUGCCCGCCGUGCCCUGCGGCGAGGUGCUCAGCAUCUACAUCACCGCCACUGGCAGCGAGUGCAUCACCGAGCGAGUGAUUGGAAAUCCGGCUGAGACCGUGCCUUGCGCACCCACCAACUUCACGCUGGUCGAAAGCUGCAACGUCGCCGGAGUGUCGCUGGACUGGGAGCCUAGCAACGGCGCCAUCUUUUACAUAGGCAUGGCGGUGGACUCGAGCGGCAACACCCACGACUGCCUCUCCAUGUCCAGCGAGUGUGAAAUCACUGACCUCCAGUGCGGCACCACCUACGACACCUAUGUAUUCGCCACCAAUGGAGUCUGUAACAGCACGGAGACGCAUCGCAUUACUGCCACUACAGCCCCCUGCCCGCCCAUCUCUGUGCAGGCGACGCGCGACUGUGCCAACAACGCUGCCCUGGUGUCGUGGCAGGCCCUGGGGGCCGGCAGCACCUACACGGCUGUGUUGGAGGACCAGGAGGGUCAGCUCCUGAACUGCACGGCCCCGGGCACCAGCUGCACCAUCUACCAUCUGGAGUGCGGGCAGAACUACUCUGUGACCGUGCAGCGCUCAGACGGGACCUGCACCGGCCCGUUCUCCAGUCCCACCUACAUGGACUCAGUGCCAUGCGCUCCUGAGGGUCUCCUUGGCAACGUGCACUGUGACACCGGCGCCUUGACGGUGAGCUGGAACGCCACGAGCCCCCUGUCGUCGCAGACCUACUCCGCUACGGUAUCCACGGCCGGAGGGCAGCCCGUCACCUGCAACUCCACGGCGACGCGGGACUGCACACUGGAGGGCCUGGACUGUGGCCGCUCCUACACGGCAUCAGUGCAGGCAGUGCAGGCCGGAUGCCACAGCCUGGCCAGCCAACAGAUCACAAUUGAGCAAGAAGUGACCUGGACGUCCAGCCUGGGGGCCUCGUCGUACCAAGCCCGGGCCACCAUGGACGGCCACAGCGCCACACCCUCCUGCACGUCCAGUGGCACCUCCUGCACCCUUCCGGACCUGCUGUGUGGCCAGCGGUACAACGUCAGCGUGUCGGCUGUCAAUGAUGUCUGUCCCAGCCAUCCCAGCUCAGUGGUUGACCUGCAGACAGCACCCUGCCCUCCGGCCAAUAUCCAGGGCUCGGUGGACUGUGCCAGUGGCUCUGCCUCCCUGACAUGGGACGCCACGGCCAGUGCGGUGCAGUACAAUGGGACAGCGGUGGGAGAUGACGGCCAUGUCCUCAGCUGUCAGCCCUCUCACCCCACCUGCCAGCUCCACAACCUGCACUGUGGCACUUACUAUAACUUCACUGUGUCAGCCACGGACGGCGUCUGCGCCAGCCCACACAGUUCGCCCCACAGGCUGGACUCAGUUCCCUGCAUUCCAUCGUCGGUCUCUGCAUUGCUGAACUGCAACACCCAACAGGUCAUUGUCAACUGGAACCAGGAUGACCAGCAAGGCGUCAGCUAUAUAGCAAAUGUCACUGACAGCCUUGGCAACGUUGUGUCCACCUGUUCAUCCAUCAGCAACACAUGCUCUCUCAGUGGCCUGUCAUGUGGACCAGAGUACAACGUCACCGUCAUGGCACACGCUCAUGGCUGCAGCAGUGACCCAAGUCCACCUAAACCAAUCAGCCAAGUCAACCUGACGCAAGUGGACAUUAUCUGUCAGUCGAACUCAGCUGAUGUCAUGUGGACUGCUGCGAUCGCUGGAGAAUACACAGCAGUGGCAGAGGAUAGCGAUGGAAACCGCCUGAACUGCAGCUCAACUACCUCUUCCUGUCAGAUCAGCAACUUGCCCUGUGGUCGGCAAUACACAUUCAGUGUCACAGGGACAAUCUGUCACAAUCAGAUAAGCAACAUAGUGCGGGAACAUUCAGCUCCCUGUGUCCCGACCAAUGUGGCGGUGAGUCCAGCUUGUGUGUCAGGCACAGCCUCCAUAUCAUGGAACCCUGCAGAUGGAGCGCUAAGCUACCUGGUCACCAUGCAGACCACCAAUGGAAGUCCACUCUCCUGCAACAGUAGCAGCACUUCCUGUAGCAUCAGUGACCUGCAGUGUGGCACCCUUUACCAUGUGUCUGUUACAGCUUUAGGCAACAACUGUAAUAUCACCGACGGCGCCCUGAAUAUCUGGACAGUUCCCUGCAUUCCAUCGUCCGUCCAUGCAUCGCUUGACUGCGACACCCAAGAGGCAGUUGUCAGCUGGAAUCAACGUGGGCAGCAAGGGGUCAGCUAUAUGGCGAAUGCCACUAACAGCCAGGGCGCUACUUUGUCCACAUGUAAUUCCUUCAGCGACAACUGCACUCUCAGUGGCCUGCACUGUGGACCAGAGUACAACGUCACCGUCACAGCCCACGCUCAUGGCUGCAGCAGUGACCCAAGUCCACCUAAACCAAUCAGCCAAGUCAACCUGACGCAAGUGGACAUUAUCUGUCAGUCGAACUCAGCUGAUGUCAUGUGGACUGCUGCGAUCGCUGGAGAAUACACAGCAGUAGCAGAGGAUAGCGAUGGAAACCGCCUGAACUGCAGCUCAACUACCUCUUCCUGUCAGAUCAGCAACUUGCCCUGUGCUCCCUGUGUCCCGACCAAUGUGGCGGUGAGUCCAGCUUGUGUGUCAGGCACAGCCGCCAUAUCAUGGAACCCUGCAGAUGGAGCGCUAAGCUACCUGGUCACCAUGCAGACCACCAAUGGAAGUCCACUCUCCUGCAACAGUAGCAGCACUUCCUGUAGCAUCAGUGACCUGCAGUGUGGCACCCUGUACCAUGUGUCUGUUACAGCUAUAGGCAACAACUGUAAUAUCACCGACGGCGCCCUGAAUAUCUGGACAGUUCCCUGCAUUCCAUCGUCCGUCCAUGCAUCGCUUGACUGCGACAGCCAAGAGGCAGUUGUCAGCUGGAAUCAACAUGGGCAGCAAGGGGUCAGCUAUAUGGCGAAUGCCACUAACAGCCAGGGCGCUACUUUGUCCACAUGUAAUUCCUUCAGCGACAACUGCACUCUCAGUGGCCUGCACUGUGGACCAGAGUACAACGUCACCGUCACAGCCCACGCUCAUGGCUGCAGCAGUGACCCAAGUCCACCUAAACCAAUCAGCCAAGGCUCUUGUGCAGUCAACCUGACGCAAGUGGACAUUAUCUGUCAGUCGAACUCAGCUGAUGUCAUGUGGACUGCUGCGAUCGCUGGAGAAUACACAGCAGUAGCAGAGGAUAGCGAUGGAAACCGCCUGAACUGCAGCUCAACUACCUCUUCCUGUCAGAUCAGCAACUUGCCCUGUGGUCGGCAAUACACAUUCAGUGUCACAGGGACAAUCUGUCACAAUCAGAUAAGCAACAUAGUGCGGGAACAUUCAGCUCCCUGUGUCCCGACCAAUGUGGCGGUGAGUCCAGCUUGUGUGUCAGGCACAGCCUCCAUAUCAUGGAACCCUGCAGAUGGAGCGCUAAGCUACCUGGUCACCAUGCAGACCACCAAUGGAAGUCCACUCUCCUGCAACAGUAGCAGCACUUCCUGUAGCAUCAGUGGCCUGCAGUGUGGCACCCUUUACCAUGUGUCUGUUACAGCUUUAGGCAACAACUGUAAUAUCACCGACGGCGCCCUGAAUAUCUGGACAGUUCCCUGCAUUCCAUCGUCCGUCCAUGCAUCGCUUGACUGCGACACCCAAGAGGCAGUUGUCAGCUGGAAUCAACGUGGGCAGCAAGGGGUCAGCUAUAUGGCGAAUGCCACUAACAGCCAGGGCGCUACUUUGUCCACAUGUAAUUCCUUCAGCGACAACUGCACUCUCAGUGGCCUGCACUGUGGACCAGAGUACAACGUCACCGUCACAGCCCACGCUCAUGGCUGCAGCAGUGACCCAAGUCCACCUAAACCAAUCAGCCAAGGCUCUUGUGCAGUCAACCUGACGCAAGUGGACAUUAUCUGUCAGUCGAACUCAGCUGAUGUCAUGUGGACUGCUGCGAUCGCUGGAGAAUACACAGCAGUAGCAGAGGAUAGCGAUGGAAACCGCCUGAACUGCAGCUCAACUACCUCUUCCUGUCAGAUCAGCAACUUGCCCUGUGGUCGGCAAUACACAUUCAGUGUCACAGGGACAAUCUGUCACAAUCAGAUAAGCAACAUAGUGCGGGAACAUUCAGCUCCCUGUGCCCCUACAAAUGUCGCGGUGAGUCCAUCUUGUGUGUCAGGCACAGCCUCCAUAUCAUGGGACCCUGCAGAUGGAGCGCUAAGCUACCUGGUCACCAUGCAGACCACCAAUGGAAGUCCACUCUCCUGCAACAGUAGCAGCACUUCCUGUAGCAUCAGUGACCUGCAGUGUGGCACCCUGUACCAUGUGUCUGUUACAGCUAUAGGCAACAACUGUAAUAUCACCGACGGCGCCCUGAAUAUCUGGACAGUUCCCUGCAUUCCAUCGUCCGUCCAUGCAUCGCUUGACUGCGACACCCAAGAGGCAGUUGUCAGCUGGAAUCAACGUGGGCAGCAAGGGGUCAGCUAUAUGGCGAAUGCCACUAACAGCCAGGGCGCUACUUUGUCCACAUGUAAUUCCUUCAGCGACAACUGCACUCUCAGUGGCCUGCACUGUGGACCAGAGUACAACGUCACCGUCACAGCCCACGCUCAUGGCUGCAGCAGUGACCCAAGUCCACCUAAACCAAUCAGCCAAGGCUCUUGUGCAGUCAACCUGACGCAAGUGGACAUUAUCUGUCAGUCGAACUCAGCUGAUGUCAUGUGGACUGCUGCGAUCGCUGGAGAAUACACAGCAGUAGCAGAGGAUAGCGAUGGAAACCGCCUGAACUGCAGCUCAACUACCUCUUCCUGUCAGAUCAGCAACUUGCCCUGUGGUCGGCAAUACACAUUCAGUGUCACAGGGACAAUCUGUCACAAUCAGAUAAGCAACAUAGUGCGGGAACAUUCAGCUCCCUGUGCCCCUACAAAUGUGAUGGUGACUCCAGCUUGUGUGUCAGACAUGGCCACCAUAUCGUGGAGCCCUGCAGAUGGAGCGCUAAGCUACCUGGUCACCAUGGAGACCACCAAUGGAAGUCCACUCUUCUGCAACGGUAGCAGCACUUCCUGUAGCAUCAGUGACCUGCAGUGUGGCACCCUGUACCAUGUGUCUGUUACAGCUAUAGGCAACAACUGUAAUAUCACCGACGGCGCCCUGAAUAUCUGGACAGUUCCCUGCAUUCCAUCGUCCGUCCAUGCAUCGCUUGACUGCGACACCCAAGAGGCAGUUGUCAGCUGGAAUCAACGUGGGCAGCAAGGGGUCAGCUAUAUGGCGAAUGCCACUAACAGCCAGGGCGCUACUUUGUCCACAUGUAAUUCCUUCAGCGACAACUGCACUCUCAGUGGCCUGCACUGUGGACCAGAGUACAACGUCACCGUCACAGCCCACGCUCAUGGCUGCAGCAGUGACCCAAGUCCACCUAAACCAAUCAGCCAAGGCUCUUGUGCAGUCAACCUGACGCAAGUGGACAUUAUCUGUCAGUCGAACUCAGCUGAUGUCAUGUGGACUGCUGCGAUCGCUGGAGAAUACACAGCAGUAGCAGAGGAUAGCGAUGGAAACCGCCUGAACUGCAGCUCAACUACCUCUUCCUGUCAGAUCAGCAACUUGCCCUGUGGUCGGCAAUACACAUUCAGUGUCACAGGGACAAUCUGUCACAAUCAGAUAAGCAACAUAGUGCGGGAACAUUCAGCUCCCUGUGCCCCUACAAAUGUGAUGGUGAGUCCAGCUUGUGUGUCAGACAUGGCCACCAUAUCAUGGGACCCUGCAGAUGGAGCGCUAAGCUACCUGGUCACCAUGCAGACCACCAAUGGAAGUCCACUCUCCUGCAACAGUAGCAGCACUUCCUGUAGCAUCAGUGACCUGCAGUGUGGCACCCUGUACCAUGUGUCUGUUACAGCUAUAGGCAACAACUGUAAUAUCACCGACGGCGCCCUGAAUAUCUGGACAGUUCCCUGCAUUCCAUCGUCCGUCCAUGCAUCGCUUGACUGCGACACCCAAGAGGCAGUUGUCAGCUGGAAUCAACGUGGGCAGCAAGGGGUCAGCUAUAUGGCGAAUGCCACUAACAGCCAGGGCGCUACUUUGUCCACAUGUAAUUCCUUCAGCGACAACUGCACUCUCAGUGGCCUGCACUGUGGACCAGAGUACAACGUCACCGUCACAGCCCACGCUCAUGGCUGCAGCAGUGACCCAAGUCCACCUAAACCAAUCAGCCAAGGCUCUUGUGCAGUCAACCUGACGCAAGUGGACAUUAUCUGUCAGUCGAACUCAGCUGAUGUCAUGUGGACUGCUGCGAUCGCUGGAGAAUACACAGCAGUAGCAGAGGAUAGCGAUGGAAACCGCCUGAACUGCAGCUCAACUACCUCUUCCUGUCAGAUCAGCAACUUGCCCUGUGGUCGGCAAUACACAUUCAGUGUCACAGGGACAAUCUGUCACAAUCAGAUAAGCAACAUAGUGCGGGAACAUUCAGCUCCCUGUGCCCCUACAAAUGUGAUGGUGAGUCCAGCCUGUGUGUCAGACACGGCCACCAUAUCAUGGAACCCUGCGGAUGGAGCGCUAAGCUACCUGGUCACCAUGCAGACCACCAAUGGAAGUCCACUCUCCUGCAACAGUAGCAGCACUUCCUGUAGCAUCAGUGACCUGCAGUGUGGCACCCUGUACCAUGUGUCUGUUACAGCUAUAGGCAACAACUGUAAUAUCACCGACGGCGCCCUGAAUAUCUGGACAGUUCCCUGCAUUCCAUCGUCCGUCCAUGCAUCGCUUGACUGCGACACCCAAGAGGCAGUUGUCAGCUGGAAUCAACGUGGGCAGCAAGGGGUCAGCUAUAUGGCGAAUGCCACUAACAGCCAGGGCGCUACUUUGUCCACAUGUAAUUCCUUCAGCGACAACUGCACUCUCAGUGGCCUGCACUGUGGACCAGAGUACAACGUCACCGUCACAGCCCACGCUCAUGGCUGCAGCAGUGACCCAAGUCCACCUAAACCAAUCAGCCAAGGCUCUUGUGCAGUCAACCUGACGCAAGUGGACAUUAUCUGUCAGUCGAACUCAGCUGAUGUCAUGUGGACUGCUGCGAUCGCUGGAGAAUACACAGCAGUAGCAGAGGAUAGCGAUGGAAACCGCCUGAACUGCAGCUCAACUACCUCUUCCUGUCAGAUCAGCAACUUGCCCUGUGGUCGGCAAUACACAUUCAGUGUCACAGGGACAAUCUGUCACAAUCAGAUAAGCAACAUAGUGCGGGAACAUUCAGCUCCCUGUGCCCCUACAAAUGUGAUGGUGAGUCCAGCCUGUGUGUCAGACACGGCCACCAUAUCAUGGAACCCUGCGGAUGGAGCGCUAAGCUACCUGGUCACCAUGCAGACCACCAAUGGAAGUCCACUCUCCUGCAACAGUAGCAGCACUUCCUGUAGCAUCGGUGACCUGCAGUGUGGCACCCUGUACCAUGUGUCUGUUACAGCUAUAGGCAACAACUGUAAUAUCACCGACGGCGCCCUGAAUAUCUGGACAGUUCCCUGCAUUCCAUCGUCCGUCCAUGCAUCGCUUGACUGCGACACCCAAGAGGCAGUUGUCAGCUGGAAUCAACGUGGGCAGCAAGGGGUCAGCUAUAUGGCGAAUGCCACUAACAGCCAGGGCGCUACUUUGUCCACAUGUAAUUCCUUCAGCGACAACUGCACUCUCAGUGGCCUGCACUGUGGACCAGAGUACAACGUCACCGUCACAGCCCACGCUCAUGGCUGCAGCAGUGACCCAAGUCCACCUAAACCAAUCAGCCAAGCCUCUUGUGCUGUCAACCUGACGCAAGUGGACGUUAUCUGUCAGUCGAAUUCAGCGGAUGUCAUCUGGGAAGCUGUGAUCCCUGGAGAAUACACAGCAAUAGCCAAGGAUGCCGAUGGGAACAGUCUGACCUGCAGCUCAAAUACCUCUUCCUGUCAGAUCAGCAACCUGCGCUGUGGUCAGCUGUACACAUUCAGUGUCACAGGGACGAUCUGUCACAACCAGACAAGCAAUGUAGUGCGGAAACAUUCAGAGCCGUGCACGCCUGUAAACGAGACAGUGGUGUACAGCCCACCGGUGGCAGAGGUCAGCUGGAGUGCCAGCAGGGGGGCCACCUACUACACCGCGGAGGCCCUGACACAACACGGCCAUGGGAGCAACUGCAGCACCAACGCCACUUCCUGUGAGCUCCAAGACCUUCUGUGUGGGCAGACCUACGACAUCUCCAUCACCGCACACAACCAGGUGUGCCCUGAAACCACAGAGCCGUUCCAGUUGGAGACAGAGCCAUGUCCGCCACAGAGCGUCCACUCCAGGGUGGACUGCAUGACCAACACGGGUCACGUCUCCUGGGAGCGUAGCCUGAAUGCAGUGAAAUACUCUGUCAUCAUGGAGGACCUGAAUGGGAAUGGUGUUCCAGCCGCCUGCGUCACCACGGAGACGUUCUGUGCUGUGAAUGGCCUCUUGUGUGGCACAGCGUAUACGGUGGCCGUUGUGGCCAUUGGAUCCCAGUUCAACAGCUCUGUAAGCAAUGGAGACAACCUGGAAACAGCACCCUGUCCACCGCAAAAUGCAACCCUCCAGCCAGACUGUGAGCAUGCCUCGGCCACGGUGAGCUGGAUGAGCAGCGGUGCGGGCAUGUGGGCGGUGAACUACACCGUGACAGCACUGGGCGCCGGGGGCCUGCGGGCCUCCUGCACCACCCAGGGAGACCGGUGUGACCUGGAGGGCCUGGCGUGUGACGUGACCUAUAACAUCUCCAUCACCACCGACAAUCGCAACUGCGACCUCACCACCGACACGGGACUCACCUACUUCCGUGCGUACUACAGUAGUGCCUGUGUCCCAUCUUCUGUGUCGGUGCAUCAGCCAUGUGGCUCCCUCAGUGCCACUCUGUCCUGGAGGGCGGAGGGCUUAGACCUGACCUACAUGGCGAUGGCCACGCGAGUGAGCGAUGACCACAAGGACACGUGCUUCUCUAACACCUCCUCGUGUGUGUUCGACGGUCUGGACUGCGGAGAGCUCUACGCGUUUGACGUGUCUGCCCACGGCCAACAGUGCCCAAGUAACGCCAGUGAUCCCGUGUACAGCCAUACUGCGCCAUGCCAGGCUGGUCAGCCGAGAGCCCAGGUGGCCUGUGACAGUGACAAUGUGACACUGGACUGGCCCAGCACCAAGGGAGCCAUGUGGUACAUCCUCACCAUCUCUAAUCCACAAGCCCCAUGCGUCCCUGCUGAUGUCACCGCCUUCGUGGAGUGUGAGCUUCACGUGGCAUCAGUGAGCUGGUCCGAGUCCAGCGGUGACGGAAUGUUGAUGUAUAAUGCCACGGCAACGGCAAGCGAUGGUCAGAUGCUCCCCUGUGUGACGAACGAAACAUGGUGCACCUGGGACAACCUUCAGUGUGGCGAGCGCUACACUGUCAGGGUCACAGCUAGCGAUGGCAACUGCACCAGCCCACCCAGCAACACCACUACCAUACACAUGGCUCCGUGCAUCCCUGAGCCUCCUAUGGCCACGUUCGAUUGCAUGUCCAAAACCGCUUCUCUGCACUGGAGCGACAGUGCUGGGGCCCAGACGUACGUUGUGAGGGCCGAGGCUCCAUUCGGGCACCCGGUGGCGCUGAGCACCAACGACACGAGCGCCCAGCUCUCCGAGCUCACCUGCGGCCAGAACUACAGCCUCACUGUGUCAGCACUCAACAGCAGGUGCAGAGGCGAGUCUACAAGCGAGCCCACAAGUCUCCAAACAGAGCCGUGUGCACCCACACACGUGUCCAGCUCCAUAGAUUGCCUGAGCAACAUUGCUAUGGUCAGCUGGGUGGAGAGCAAUGGCACAGAGUACUACACAGCCAUGCUCGAGGCUGGUGGCGACGUGUACGCUUGCAUGUAUCCCACCAACGAAUGCAGUGUGACGUCGCUGCCGUGUGGACAGAGCUAUGCGGUGUCUGUCACGGCUGUCAACAGCCAGUGCAACACCACAGCUACUGGGGCACCUUUGACUGGAGUGCCCUGUGUCCCUGAGGAUGUGUCUGUGGAGGUGGACUGUACCAACAGCAGUGCCGUUGUGUCAUGGGGCCACAGUGAGGGGGCGCAAUCGUACCAGGCGUUUGCUAUCAGUAGCCAGGGCAACGUCACCUGCCAGGACAAUGGGCAUGAGCACAGCUGUACUCUCAGAGGUCUCAGCUGUGGAGUGGACUACAGCGUUCAGGUGGUUGCUACGGGCAGCACAUGCUCCAGCACUCCCAGCCAGCCAGUGGACUUGGAGCCAGAUACGGUCUCCAUUUCAUGGAACCCUGCAUAUGGAGCGCUAAGCUACAGGUACCUGGUCACCAUGGAGGCCACCAAUGGAAGUCCACUCUUCUGCAACAGUAACAGCACUUCCUGUAGCAUCAGUGGCCUGCAGUGUGGUACCAUGUACCAUGUGUCUGUUACAGCUAUAGGCAACAACUGCAGUAGCACCAGUGACACCGAGAAUAUCUGGACAGUUCCCUGCAUUCCAUCGUCUGUCUAUGCAUCGCUGAACUGCAUCACCCAAGAGGCACUUGUCAGCUGGGAUCAACAUGGGCAGCAAGGGGUCAGCUAUAUGGCGAAUGCCACUAACAGCCAGGGCGCUACUCUGUCCACAUGUAAUUCCUUCAGCGAGAACUGCACUCUCAGUGCCCUUCCCUGUGGACAUAAGUACAACGUCACCGUCACGGCCCACGCUCAUGGCUGCAGCAGUGACCCAAGUCCACCUAAGCCAAUCAGCCAAGCCUCUUGUGCAGUCAACCUGACGCAAGUGGACGUUAUCUGUCAGUCGAACUCAGCGGAUGUCAUGUGGGAAGCUGUGAUCCCUGGAGAAUACGCAGCAAUGGCCGAGGAUGAUGAUGGGAACCGUCUGCCAUGCAGCUCAAAUACCUCUUCCUGUCAGAUCAGCAACCUGCGCUGUGGUCAGCUGUACACAUUCAGUGUCACAGGGACGAUCUGUCACAACCAGACAAGCAAUGUAGUGCGGAAACAUUCAGCUCCUUGUGUCCCUACAAAUGUGGCGGUGAGUCCAGCUUGUGUGUCAGACACAGCCUCCAUUUCAUGGGCCCCCGCAGCUGGAGCGCUAAGCUACCUGGUCACCAUGGAGACCACCAAUGGAAGUCCACUCUUCUGCAACGGUAGCAGCACUUCCUGUAGCAUCAGUGGCCUGCAGUGUGGCACCCUGUACCAUGUGUCUGUUACAGCUAUAGGGAACAACUGCAAUAGCACCAGUGGCACCCAGAAUAUCACGACAGUGCCCUGUGUCCCUGAGGAUGUGUCUGUGGAGGUGGACUGUGCCAACAGCAGUGCCGUUGUGUCAUGGGGCCACAGUGAGGGGGCGCAAUCGUACCAGGCGUGUGCUAUCAGUAGCCAGGGCAACGUCACCUGCCAGGACAAUGGGCAUGAGCACAGCUGUACUCUCAGAGGUCUCAGCUGUGGAGUGGACUACAGCGUUCAGGUGGUUGCUACGGGCAGCACAUGCUCCAGCACUCCCAGCCAGCCAGUGGACUUGGAGCCAGCUCCCUGUGCCCCUACAAAUGUGAUGGUGAGUCCAGCUUGUGUGUCAGACAUGGCCACCAUAUCAUGGAACCCUACAGAUGGAGCGCUAAGCUACCUGGUCACCAUGGAGACCACCAAUGGAAGUCCACUCUUCUGCGACAGUAGCAUCACUUCCUGUGGCAUCAGUGGCCUGCAGUGUGGCACCCUGUACCAUGUGUCUGUUACAGCUAUAGGCAACAACUGCAAUAUCACCAGUGACAUCCAGGAUAUCUGGACAGUGCCCUGUGUCCCUGAGGAUGUCUCUGUGGAGGUGGACUGUGCCAACAGCAGUGCCGUUGUGUCAUGGGGCCACAGUGAGGGGGCGGAUUCGUACCAGGCGUUUGCUAUCAGUAGCCAGGGCAACGUCACCUGCCAGGACAAUGGGCAUGAGCACAGCUGUACUCUCAGAGGUCUCAGCUGUGGAGUGGACUACAGCGUUCAGGUGGUUGCUACGGGCAGCACAUGCUCCAGCACUCCCAGCCAGCCAAUGGACUUGGAGCCAGCUCCCUGUGCCCCUACAAAUGUGAUGGUGAGUCCAGCUUGUGUGUCAGACACGGCCACCAUAUCAUGGAACCCUGCAGAUGGAGCGCUAAGCCACCUGGUCACCAUGCAGACCACCAAUGGAAGUCCACUCUUCUGUGACAGUAACAGCACUUCCUGUAGCAUCAGUGGCCUGCAGUGUGGUAUCAUGUACCAUAUGUCUGUUACAGCUAUAGGCAACAACUGCAAUACCACCAGUGACACCCAGGAUAUCUGGACAGUUCCAUGCAUUCCAUCGUCUGUCAAUGCAUCCUUGGACUGCGACACCCAAGAGGCACUUGUCAGCUGGAAUCAGCAGGGGCAGCAAGGGGUCAGAUAUAUGGCGAAUGCCACUAACAGCCAGGGCAUGACUGUGUCCACAUGCAAUUCCUUCAGCAAUAACUGUUCUCUCAGUGACCUUCCCUGUGGACCAGAGUACAACGUCACCGUCACGGCCCACGCUCAUGGCUGCAGCAGUGACCCAAGUCCACCUACGCCAAUCAGCCAAGCCUCUUGUGCAGUGAACCUGACACAAGUGGACGUUAUCUGUCAGUCGAACUCAGCGAAUGUCAUGUGGGAAGCUGUGAUCCCUGGAGAAUACACAGCAAUAGCCAAGGAUGCCGAUGGGAACAGCCUGACCUGCAGCUCAAAUACCUCUUCCUGUCAGAUCAGCAACCUGCACUGUGUGCCCUGCCCACCUGUAAACCUGACUCUGGCUGCGGAGUGCGGGAACAGUACGGCGGUGUUGUCUUGGGCCCCGAGUGUGAGCGCCAUUCGCUACUCGGCUCUGGGCCAGGCGGACAACGGCAGCGUGAUACCAUGUGACAACACGGAGCCCUGGUGCGUGAUGGACGGGCUGGUGUGUGGCCUGUUCUACACCUUCAGUGUGCAGGCCUCCGAUGGCAUGUGCACCUCAGCCCCCAGCCAGCCACUGAACAGCAGUCAAGUGCCGUGCGCUCCUGAGUGGCUGCAGGUCAGUCACCUGCCUGCGCAGGCUGACAUGCAGAUGCUGAUGUUUGCGUGGGACCCUGUGGACUGCCCCGGGGCCCAGUAUGAGGUGGAGAUAACGGGCAGCAUAGACGGAGACCCCGCCAUGCAGAUGGAGGUGUCCUCCUACUGGACCCAAAGGACCUUCUUCGAGCUGCCCUUGCCCUGCAGCUCCACGUACUCCGCCACCGUGUGCGCCAGGAGCUCUCCCAGCAGCGUGGGCCCCAGAUCGGCCGCCGUCACUGGCGUCACAGCUCCCUGUCCUACCCCAACGGUGAAGUUCACUGGCUCAAACACGUCCGCUGUGGUGUCCUGGAACGCCUCUGCGUUGGCCACCGAGUACAGUGUCUACGACGUGUCCGGCUCCAACAGGGUGGAGAUAUGCAACACCACAGAGCUCUCUUGCAGUGUAGCAAGCGUCGCCAGCAAUGACAUUGCAGUGACGGCCAGCAAUGAUGGUGGGGAAAGCACCGAGACCAGCGUCACACAUGCAGUCCAUCAACGCAGGAAAAGAGAUCUAGGUGUGCUGCUGGUCCCUGAGCUGACCAUCACGCGUGUGGGCACAGACUCCGUGCGGGUGGAGUGGACGCCCGUGCCAGGGGCGUCAUACUACACGGUGCGAGUCAGAGAGCAGCUGAACGCCCGCCCGCUGUGGUCCGACGUGGCAACCGUCUACGGCAAGGAAUCGGACGUCACUGGCCUGAAGCCUGCCACGUCCUACUGCUUCAGUGUGUCGGCGGUGGUAAACGCCUUCAGCAGCGGCGUUUACUCCGAGCCGACCUGCGCCACCACUGGGGCCAGCAUCUAGGAUCCUCGUCUACUGCACGCACGCACGACUGCUCCUUGCUCUUAACCAGUGAUGGGUUACCUAAAGACAUACCUUAUACAAUCCAGUGCCACAUAUUCCAAAUGACUUGACUUUUGCCUGUCCAUUUCCACCAGGUGACUGACCCCCCACUAUUUAUCCCUGCACCCCUUUCAUAACCAUAGUCUGGAGUCACUGAAGUGAGUCCAGUGCCGCACAGGGAUAUAUAAAAUAAAGAUAAUAGUAGUAAUAUUCAGAGAUGCAGUAGAUUAUACAGUAAUAAUAAUAGUUAUUAACUAAAGGGAAUAUUGUUUAGCUUAUUUUGGGUUUAUUUUGGCAUACUAAGUUAUUCAAUUUAUUAAAUUAGUUUUUCCUGCCAAGGCUCCCCGCCCGGCACUCACUUUGAAAACCACUGAUCUAGGGCAACCACCUGGUUGAACUGGACUGCUGAACAAGGUCAUUCGGAAAAUGUGGCACUGGAUUAUAAAUGGGAUGGAUCCAGGUUUCCCAUCAAGGCACACACUGGAGAACAACCUCUUGUAGUGUACCAAAACAUACUAUUUUCUGGGGCAGGGUCAGUGUAGCCUGAAAUAUCUCUCGAAACUGCUUUGUCAGGGUCAUUUAGCCUACUAAUAGGGUUGCGGGUGAAAACUGUUUAAGGCCCAGUCAUUUUGUGACAAAGGGUUUUGCCAUUAUGUACAAAUGUAUCCAGAACGGGGGCUCCACCCCUCUCCCAUUAUCAUACAGAUUCAUGAUUUAUGAUAAUUAAACUUUUAUUUGCAAUACCUGAAUAUCCUGAUGUAUUUUUUUUUUUUAUUGAAGAUGGAAUCAUUCCCUUGUAAAUGAACAGACUUAUGAACAUUUCUAAUAUUCAGCAUCAUGUGUAUUUUAUGAGAAAAUUACUAAGUUUUAUAUUGUUAACCUGGCACACGUACCAGGGUUUGUCAGCUGAUAUUUUUUGCAGAAGGGUUCUCUUAAUGUAACACUGAAUACAGCAUGUAAUGUCUCCAGGUUUGUAAAUCAACCACUAAUGUUGAAAUGUGAAUGAUUCUAUAUUAAAUAAACCCUUCUACUCAACACAUACAAAUAAGCCAGAGCUGUGCAGCCUGUCUACCUGUGCCUCAUGGAAUACAGGUCCUGGCCAUAUAGAAUAUCACGAAAAAGUUGAUCUAAUUCCAUUAAUGUUAAACUUUCACGGCUUGUAGAUACAUUGCGUAUAUUUUGAAAUAUUCCA
Messenger RNA from Engraulis encrasicolus (European anchovy), 16606 nucleotides. RefSeq lists its product as uncharacterized. The transcript is spliced from 61 exons. Gene Ontology annotation, molecular function: protein binding. The annotation marks the transcript as partial. The record is from RefSeq and is a predicted model, not a curated record. NCBI's taxonomy places the organism in Eukaryota, Metazoa, Chordata, Actinopteri, Clupeiformes, Engraulidae.